AGAUGUACCCUGAACAACAGAUUGGAAUGCACGGAAUCUGUUAAAGGCUAUCUCUUUUUACUAACAAUUGGCGCCUUGGCGAAAGGGGUCACACACCUAGUUAUUAAAUAGAGACAGGUAAAUUAUAUACAGUUUUAUUCGGUUCUGAAACGAGUGUCACUACAGGGGAAGGUGCAUUCAGACGGGACCUGGUGGAACAUAGGAUUGGUUUCGCUUGCUGGUUACCCAUUUACUCUCCUCCUAGAGCUGUUCCAUCGUUGUUUCUACAGGGAACGGUCUUGUGUAUUCUGUAUGCUUGUUGAAAAGGAGUAUCAGCUCAGGAAAAAGGCUUCGUUUAUAAUCCAAUUUUACAUCAUUAUUCAAUCAAGAAAAGAGAAUUCUGAGAAGUGGACACAAUUUUAUAUUUCUGCAACGAAAUAAAAGCUGAGGUGACUAUUUACCUUUCUCAAAAUGUCAUCUGAUGACGAUCUGGAAAUACCGAAUGGCGACGUCGGAAUGGCCACAAAAGCGAGCAAAUCAACGUCACAUCACCCUAAAUACAACGACAUGGUGGUGACGGCUAUUAAGGCACUGGAUGAGAAGAAGGGUGCUUCCGUUAUUGCGAUUAAGCAAUGGAUCAUACAGAGAUACCCGGAGAUUGAUCAGAGCAGAAUGAAGAACCUACUUCGAAUGGCUCUCAAAAGAUGUGACGACUCGGGAGCAAUAGUCCGACCUAAUAAGAAAUAUGAAUCCAUGGGCACCAUGUUAGGGCGAUACAAGCUAGGUAAACCACCAAAACCAGUCAAGAAAGUCGUCAAAAAGAAGGCGGAGAAAAAGAAAGCGUCAGCGACCGGAAAAAAGAAGGUUCCCAAAUCUCCGGCGGGUAAGAAAGAUCGAAAGAAGAGCGAUAAUGACAUCUUUGAUUAUGAAGAUGACACGGAGGGCAGUGAUCCCGAUGGCGGAAGAACCCCUCCGCCUUACAGGAAAAACCCCGCCAAGAAGCAACCGGCUCACCGACCACGGUCAGCGAGCGCAAGUGCAACGCCAAAGCCGAGGGUGAGUAAAUCCAAAGCAAUACAUCGACGAAGUAAGUCCCAAUCUCCUGCUCCGAGUAGGUUCAAGAAGACAAAGAAACCAGCAUCUAAGUCCCCGGCAAAGAAACCAGUAUCGAAGUCACCGGCCAAUAAAGCAUCUUCACUGGCGAAGAAACCAAAAGCUAAAUCAGCAGUGUCCCCAGCAGCUACAGGAAAGGGGAAGACAAAAAAAACAUCUGCUAAAAAUAAGGAAAAGACGCCUACAAAGAAAGCUGCCAAGCCGACGAAGAAAAAGACAGUUAAGUAAAGUGUCCAACCUCCGCCCCCUAAAAAAAGGAUAUUGAAAUGAUUUGAAUCUCUUUGGGAACACCAUGACUAUUCAUUUAAAUUACCCCCCCCCCCACGAAAGUAACCUUAAAUAUUUUUUAAUGAUUAUAUCAGAGCUUCAAUAUUUAUCAAUUAUUGCAAAAGAUUAUGAUUAAUUGAUAUUAUGAUGCUCUUUUUCUUCUUUAUUAAGUCCAGGCUGCCGUGUAUGUGCACAGGAAGCCUGCUGCCAGCAGUUUAAAGUUAAUGUAUAUUCUAAUGCACUUAUGGGUAUUUUCUCAAAAGAUUGAUGCUUAUGCGUUUGGACAAUGAAAAAUUCAUGUGGAAUGAUGGAAACAUAAUAUUCUAUGAUCAUUAAGUAAACAUACUGCUUAUCGCUCAAAAAAUGAGAGAUAAUUGUGAAUAACAUUGAUCGUCGUGAGUAUUUGACUUAUCUUGUUGCAAACUGUCAUGAAUCGUUUAAUAAAAAGAAGGGCUACAUGUUUAUAUAUAUGUUUCGUUAAUUUUCAAGAAUUUUAUACCACUCUGCGUUCAGGGGAAAACUAAACCAAAAAUGUCGAUGUUAUCUUUUCUGAUUUGAUUAAGAAAUUAUAUAUUAAUGUAAUACUUAAUCUUCUCUUUGCAGUUCAUAAUUAUGACACACGCUGCAAAUGACUGAGUAAAACAAUUUUAAGAAAGGAGACAAACAAUACAUUCGGCAGACGGUAUCUAAAGUUCAGGAAAAUAUAUCACAUGUCUCAACAGUUCCAUAUCUGCUCUUUGAUAAAAGCAAUUACAUUGUUUUUAUAUUUUCAUGAAACACAUGCGUUUUUAUUAAUUGCCUACUAUAGCAACGGCAUGGUUAAAAAACUUUAUGCUUGGCUAGUUGGGACACUGGACUUCCCUUUGUACUACUGUCUGACAAAUGUCUUUGAUAUCCUUUCUUCAAAUUAUUUUACAUCCUGAUGUAGAGAUUGCAUCCUAGCUGCUAUAGCACCAAAUUAAAAUGGCGAUUCUAAGCUGUGCUAUGAUGGGCCACUAAUUAUAUUUGUGAUAAGGUUAUAAUGAUCAUCGACUUUUUCUUUUCUUGGACGCAAUGUAGAAAUUAUAUGAACGGAGUCGAUAUAGUGUAAGAUGAAUGCUCCCAAGUCUUUGAUUUAAGUUAAUUUUGGCUUACAUUUCACUUAAAGCGGUACGAUUUUUUUGAAAUUUUACUAUAAAAAAGAAUAGUUAGCUGAAGCUACCCUAAAUCAUGAAAAUACUUUAUAAUAUCAUAUAAUAUUUUCAAUGUUUCAGAUCUAUUGACUUUGUUGAAGAUUGAUCGUUACAAUGACCAAUAUUUACACGAUUUACUCAAAAUUGUACACUUAAAUAUGAAAUUUGACUUUUUAAAUAUGAAACGCUAGAAAUACCUUCGUCACCGACUGCUUUGAGCGACCAUGUUUCACAAAAUUUAACAUCAACCAUGUCAACUGCAAGUUACAAGAUGCUGUUUUCAUUAAAAAAAAUAGUUUUCAUUAGCCAAGAGCACAUAGGCCUAUGGGAAUUUGAGCAUUAUUUAAACAAUUGAUAUUUAAGUUUUGUGAAACAGAGCUCCGGUAAUUCACAACUAUAGUUUCUUGUGUUCUUGUCAUAUUACUGUAAUGUUCAGAUUUUUAUCGAACCUCUUUGGAAAAAUUUUAAACACUGUGAUUGUUGCGUUUUGUCUGUAUCAGUAAUAAAAUCUUUGUAAGUAAUUGUG
Lytechinus pictus (painted urchin) is the source of this 3057-nucleotide messenger RNA. RefSeq names its product histone H1-gamma, late-like. Lineage: Eukaryota; Metazoa; Echinodermata; Echinoidea; Temnopleuroida; Toxopneustidae. Gene Ontology annotation, biological process: nucleosome assembly. Gene Ontology annotation, cellular component: nucleosome. Gene Ontology annotation, molecular function: DNA binding; structural constituent of chromatin. The record is from RefSeq and is a predicted model, not a curated record. The coding region runs from base 451 to 1320 and encodes 289 amino acids. The transcript has 2 exons.